This is a messenger RNA of Abrus precatorius (Indian licorice), 5347 nucleotides long. RefSeq names its product serine/threonine-protein kinase CTR1-like. Gene Ontology annotation, molecular function: ATP binding; protein kinase activity. Lineage: Eukaryota; Viridiplantae; Streptophyta; Magnoliopsida; Fabales; Fabaceae. Gene Ontology annotation, biological process: protein phosphorylation. The transcript is spliced from 15 exons. The record is from RefSeq and is a predicted model, not a curated record. The coding region runs from base 191 to 2728 and encodes 845 amino acids.
UCUCUCUCUCUCUCCGACAAUCCAAUUCGAGAGAGAGAGAGAGAGAGAGAGGGAAGAUUCAUUCAACCAUUCACACUCACGGUGACCUGUUUGUAGUUCUAGUGAGAGAGAGAGAGAGAAGAGAGAGAAUAGCACAACAGAAACCCCCAAAAAGCAAUGGCGAGUUUUAGGGUUUUGUGAACAGAGUGCGAUGGAAAUGCCUGCCAGAAGAUCCAACUACUCGCUUCUCAGCCAAAUUCCCGACGACCAGUUUUCCGGCUCCAUCGGUCCUCCGCCUCCCUCCUCCUCCGGCGACGGUAAAACCGGCCGACCAGGCAAGUUGGACCGAGCCUUCGAUUGGGACCUCGUCGCCGAUCACAGAGCGGCUCAGCAGGGGAACAAUCGGAUCGGAAACUUGUACUCUUCGAUCGGCUUGCAGAGGCAGUCCAGCGGGAGCAGCUAUGGCGAAAGCUCGCUCUCCGGCGGCGGCGAGUACUACGCUCCGACGCUGUCCACGGCGGCUGCGAGCGAGGUCGAUGCCUUCGGAUACCUGCAUGACGAGGGAUUCAAGAUUAGCGAGGUGAGGAGCAAGUUUUCCGAGGCUCCGCCGAGGACUGCCAGCUCCUCCGGGAAAAGCUGGGCACAGCAGACGGAGGAGAGUUACCAGUUGCAGCUGGCGCUGGCGCUGAGGCUCUCGUCGGACGCCACGUGCGCUGAUGAUCCUAAUUUCCUGGAUCCGUUGCCGGACGAUUCCGCUCUGAGGCGGUCGUCCACGGCGGAGGCGGUUUCCCAUAGAUUCUGGGUGAAUGGCUGCGUAUCAUACUCCGAUAAAAUUCCAGAUGGCUUUUACCUAAUUCAUGGGAUGGAUUCCUAUGUCUGGACAGUUUGCACUGAUCUGCAGGAAAGUGGCCGAAUUCCAUCAGUUGACAUACUAAAGUCUGUGAAUCCAUGCAUAGUUUCGUCACUCGAAGUAGUUUUGGUGGAUCGAUGCAGUGACCCCAGCUUAAGAGAACUUCAAAAUAGAGUUCAUGGCAUUUCUUGUAGCAGCAUAACACCAACAGAUGUUGUAGAUCAUCUUUCCAAGCUGGUUUGCAACCGAAUGGGGGGUUCAGCUUCUGUUGGGGAAGAUGACUUUGUCUCCAUCUGGAGGGAUUGCAGUAAUGAUCUGAAAGAUUGCUUAGGAUCUGUUGUUAUUCCUAUAGGUAGUCUAUCUCUUGGCCUCUGCAGGCAUCGUGCUAUAUUAUUCAAAGUACUAGCUGAUGCCAUUGAUUUACCUUGUCGAAUUGCAAAGGGAUGUAAAUAUUGCAAGAGGGAUGAUGCAACAUCUUGUGUUGUUCGAUUUGGGCUUGAGAGGGAAUAUCUUGUUGAUUUAAUUGGAAAGCCAGGAAACUUAUCCGAGCCUGAUUCCUUGCUCAAUGGUCCAUCUUCCAUCUCAUUUUCUUCACCCUUGCGCUUUCCACGACUUAAACCAGCUGAACCUACCAUUGAUUUCAGGUCACUGGCCAAACAGUAUUUCUCGGAUUGUAUGUCUCUUGAGCUUGUCUUUGACAACAGUUCUGCAGAACUGUUUGAUGGGAAGUGCAAAGACAGGAUUAACCCUAGGCCAAUUUCUACCGACAGCAAUAGAGUUUCUCACCUUCCUCUGCAUCCCCAAGAUUCUCAUUCAAGCACACAAGAUCAAGGUUCUGAAGCAUAUGUAUCAUGUAACCCUCCUCAGAACAUUGGAGACAUGACAACUGUGGGAAAGUAUCCACCACCAAUAAAGCAUAAGCGUCCUGUUGGUAUACAAACCCCAUUAGCACUUACAAGUUCCAAUGACGACAUUAUUGAGGGCAGGAGGUUUGUUGAAGGAAGUCAACUGAUUCCUAACAAAUCUACGCGAGAGCUUGCCCUUGACAUGGAGGAUUUGGACAUACCAUGGAGUGAUCUUAUUUUAAGAGAGAAAAUAGGGUCAGGUUCUUUUGGAACUGUACAUCGUGCUGAGUGGAAUGGCUCGGAUGUUGCUGUGAAAAUUUUGAUGGAACAAGAUUUUCAUGCCGAACGCUUCAAGGAAUUCUUGAGGGAGGUUGCAAUAAUGAAACGUUUGCGGCAUCCAAAUAUUGUAUUGUUUAUGGGGGCAGUCACUCAGCCUCCUAACUUAUCAAUUGUCACGGAAUACUUAUCAAGGGGUAGCUUAUAUAGGUUGUUGCAUAGAUCUGGUGCCAAAGAGGGGUUGGAUGAGAGGCGUAGGCUUGGUAUGGCUUAUGAUGUGGCAAAGGGGAUGAAUUAUCUUCAUAAACGCAAUCCCCCCAUUGUCCAUAGAGAUCUAAAAUCUCCAAACCUUCUCGUUGACAAGAAAUAUACGGUGAAGGUUUGUGAUUUUGGGCUUUCACGUCUGAAGGCCAAUACAUUUCUCUCGUCCAAGUCAGCUGCUGGGACUCCUGAGUGGAUGGCUCCAGAAGUUCUGCGUGAUGAGCCAUCAAAUGAGAAGUCUGAUGUGUACAGCUUUGGUGUAAUCUUAUGGGAGCUUGCAACGUUGCAACAGCCAUGGAUUAAUUUAAAUCCAGCACAGGUUGUGGCUGCUGUUGGAUUUAAGGGAAAAAGGCUUGAGAUCCCACAUGAUAUAAAUCCCCAAGUUGCUGCAUUAAUUGAUGCUUGCUGGGCCAAUGAGCCCUGGAAACGCCCUUCUUUUGCAAAUAUUAUGGAUUCUUUGAGGUCAUUGCUCAAACCCCCUACACCUCAACCUGGUCGUCCAAACAUGCCACUGUGAGACCUGAAUGGCUGGAACACCAAGUUGUUAUUCAUGCACAUAUGACAGGAUUUUAUUGGUCUUGAUGUCUAACAGGAUUACACUGUUUUAGUUGCACUAGGUACGUGCCAAAUUCCAUAAUAGUCUUCUUGCCAGCACUAGAUCUAGCUUGGGCGUAGUAUUUCUCACUUUUUUUUUUGUCUUUUAUUUUCUAGCGGAGAUUUGAUCUUCGCAUUAUUAUAACUGGAGGUUGGAACGUACCCAAGCUUUGGUUAAAAUAAGUUAUAAUCUGCUUGAAUCGCAGUUACAACUCAGUAAAAGCUUUAAUGUGUUACAUGUUUUCAUUAUUGUGUCCCUGAUGAUUGUGGCUUAUUGCAUAUCUAUCCUCUUUUGGUCAAACUAAUGCUGCUUCAUGUUUUUUGGCUGCAGAGUCAAUUGUAUAUUUCUUUAAUUCAGGUUUAAGAAUACUGAUUUCCGACGCAGAGCAAGGAUACUUCAUCUUUGUUGUUCCAACAAAAUUGUUUGAUUAGGCGAUCUUGUAAUUUCACCAAGAAAUGUUUUAUUUUUCUUUCAUAAUUUUGUAUGUAAAAAUCAUUCCCAUUGUAAUUACAUUCAGUAAAUGAUAAGCAGCUUUACCGGCGGUGUACAUCCUGUAUUUUUCUGCCUGCUUGGAUUCGUUGAUUCCAUUAGUCAAUUGAGUUUCACGGUGACGCUUUCAUUCGCUGCCUUUUAGAGAUUGUUUACAUCUGAAUCAACCAUUCCAUAAUUGAUAAAAUCCCUUCAAACCAAAUGGUCCCCCCCCCCCCCCCAACAUCUGACAUUUGUUUUUAGAUAAAAGGCUAAAAGCUAUUUUGUUGACACUACAAAGUACUCCCAAUUAACGGUUGUCAUUUUAUAAUAUUGAAAUUAAAUCCCCAUAUAGUGUAAUAAUUUUAAAUAAAAUUCAUUUUACACUAAAGUGAUGCAUAAAGAAAAUAUUUGCUAAUAUGCAGCUAAUGUUUAUUUCAUUUUUCGUUAGGUACAUGAGAUGGACGAAGCCCAAACAACUUAAACAGUAGGGGGUGGGGAAUAGAAUAUAGAUCAGUUGAACAGCUUGAAGCAAAAGAUCAGCAAUGGAAGGGUAGGCAUAGACACUCACGUGCUUGUUCUCAAAUCCGACACUGAUUACCCAUCCCUUGAGUGACUUAUUCGAAAUAUUAUGAACAUAUAAAAAAAAAAAAACGAUUUUCAAAUUUUUUUUAAAAAAAAAGUCAAAGUGAUAGAUACACCGGAGAUAAAAUAUUGAUGAAAAAGUACAACAUUUGGCCUAGAGUUACUUUUUAAAUGUUUUGUUGUUGAUAUAACUAUCAAAAUACGUUAACUCAGUUCACCCAAGUUGGCUUAUAACAGAUCGAGUUCAAUAGUGAAUCAACUUAACAUAACUCACUUUUGAAUUGAGCUAUAAAAAUGCUAACUCGGUUUAAUUCAUCAACCCAGCACCAAGUAAUAAUAAUAAUAAAUGAUUGAAAUAGAGAUUUAAACACAAUAGACUAAUUUGAUUUGGAUAAAUAUCUUAAUCUUUUAGAGUUAUAUUGAUAAUAAAAUAGUAAUUUAAAUUAAAAUUCACAAGUUGACUUAGCGUAGGCUGACCAGUAUAACAGGUGAGUUAGGUGAGCUGAGUAAAAAUAAAAUUCGAGUACAAACUCAUGCAUCUAAAACUCACCGCAUACUGAAUUAACUCACUACCUAUGACCCAGUUUGACAAUUAAAGUUGUUUGUAUUUUAAUCCACAACCUUCUUUACAUUGGAUUUGAACAAAUUCACAUUUAUGUAAAUCUUGCACGUUAACAAAAUUUUAAAAAAUCGACGCAGCAGCUAAAUACAGCAAAGAAUGUGGUGUGAUUUUAAAUUUUGCUCUACAGAAUGAGGAAUAUGUUGGAUCGAAUUUUCCAUUGGUAAAUCUUAAAUCCUGUUUGUAUUCUCGUUAGGAAUGUCAUUCAUCAAACGAACUUCUUUUUACUUUGAAAAAAAAAAAACCACGCAAUAGAGUUUUAAAAAUCAUAAAACGAUUUUUUUGUCGCUUAUAUUGUCAUUUUAUGUACUGAGAUACUUUAAUAAACUCUUCUCUAAAUUCUUCAAUCAGUUGAUGUAAGAUACUAAGAAAAAGGAAAAACCCACCCGCACAAGGAGUGUUACAAAAACAAAACAAAAAAUCUGCUUAACAGUACUUUAUGUCCAAAGAAUAAACCCUAAAAAAUCGCUACUUUCUAAUUUAUUUUGUGACCAUAAUAAUUAUUUUCUAAUAAAUUAAAAUCUCUUAGGCCCACGAAAAUCCUCAGAAAAAGACAAGACAACUCAAAACCGAAAACGAAAAGCAAGUUUACUGGUUCGUGAUUGGAUGGCAUACUUACCUUGGCCACUAAGUAUUUAGACUUGGCCACAAGAGAAAACAGAACAAGUCACACUCAAUCUCGCGACAAACUAGAAAAUCCAACCCAACAGAACAGUUUGUGUGACAAAAAAUAUCUAAGCUCACACGUGGUCCCAAACAACCAUGAAAUUAACCAGCCCCAGUUGCAACUUGCAAACCAACCAACGUAACUGCCAGGAAACAACCUCAAAUCAAAGUCGGCACUUGAAGCACUCACUGUGCAACCCCAC